GUAGAAAUGUUAUCACAUUAAUUGUUAUCUUAAUGGAGAAAAGGUCCAAUAAAUAGUGUGCCAUUAGAACCAGGACGUAUAAAUAAAUUAAUUUAAUAGAUGGUAGAGGGAUAUUCUGUAUGGAUAUAAUGAAAGAUCAUUUAGUUACAGGAUCAGCUGAUCAUGGUUUAAGAUGUUAUAAUAUAUCAUCAAUGAAGUAUGAAAAAGAAUUAUAUUCAAAACGAUAUGGUCAUAGUGAAUGGGUUAGUUCAGUAUAACAUUUAUAGAAUGGAUAAAUAGUAUCAGCAGGAAUGGAUAGUAAGAUUUGUUUAUGGGAUGCUAAGGGAGUUAGAUGUAAUGAUCUAAAUGGACAUUAAGGAUCUAUAACUAAAUUAUUGGUAGAUGAAUAAUCAGUAUGUAUAUCAAGUUCAUAUGAUUAAACUUUGGUAAUUUGGUAAUUAAGUUCGAUGUAAGAAAGCAGAAAGUUAUUUGGUCCACAUAAAAGUGCAGUUUUAGAUUUUGAUUGGAAAAAUUCAUUAUGUGUAAGUGGUGAUAAAUUGGGUACUGUAGUAUUUUGGGAUAUUAAUGAAGGAGAACCAGUGAUGUCAAAACAUGUACAUUAAGGAGCUGUUUCUAAAUGCUUAUUGUAUUCAGAUGGAGGUAAUAAUAAUUUAGUGAUUACUGCUGGUAUUAAUGAUGGAACAAUAGCAAUUCAUGAUAUGAGAACUAAUAAAUUAGUAAAUUAAAGUUAAAUUCAUAAAGGAUCAAUUAAUGGUUUAACUGUUAACCUUUAAAAUUUUAGUAAGAUUCUUAUUUUAUUUUUUAGUAAUUACUGGAAGUGCUGAUGCAACUUGUAAAAUUAUAGAUAUUGUUGCUGGAUUCAAACCAGUUUCAAUGAUGAAAGCUAAAGAUGCUGUUUUUUCUAUUGAAACUAUUUAUAAUAUGACUAUUGCAGGAUGUGGAGAUGGCAAUAUUCUAUUUUAUGAUAAUGAUUCUGGUUAAUGUCUUUAUGGUUUUGGAGCUAUGAAUAAAGGUUGUGUAAGAUAGAUGAAAAUUAAUGAUAAUAAAACUAAAAUGGUAGCCAUUGGAGAUGACUUUUCUCCUAUGGUUUUACAAUAUUAAUGA
Paramecium sonneborni is the source of this 1104-nucleotide messenger RNA. The record is from the annotation of a GenBank genome assembly. NCBI's taxonomy places the organism in Eukaryota, Ciliophora, Oligohymenophorea, Peniculida, Parameciidae.